GGGUCUUCAGUGGGUUAAGUCUCGUUUGAUCAAAGAAGUAACAAUUUUGAGCGUCGGUCUGUCUUGUUGAAAAUCUGCAAAAUAAAUGUAAAAAAUAUGGGUACUAACAUAGAGCUGCAAUACAAGCUAUUAAAUGCCGAACUCAUGGCCCAUGUACAGAAGCUGCGGGUGGAGGUGGGGGAGUACAGAAAGCUGGUCGUCAACCUGCAAUUGGAGCUGUUGGAGGAGCGAGAGUCCCGCAUCCUGGAAAUGGACCACAAAAAGCGGCAGCUGAAGUACGCCAUCAGUGGCAUGAUAAAGGACUGGGACCUGGGCGAGGAUAUCUCUGUAGGCUCUGCACAGACGCCGCAGGAAGAAUAUAAAUCGCCUCCAGCCAGUCGACGGUCCAACGCCAAGGAAAUUUGUAAUGAAAUGCGUCGUCUCAGCGACAUGACCCGAUCUUCAAGGACUUGCAGUAGUCCUACUGGGACUUCUCCCAGUAGUCGCAGCAGCAGGACCCUCCGGGGCAGUAGUAGGAGUAGCAGCGGUAUCGUAACAACCACAGAUGUAAAUGCAACCACAGUCCCAGAGGAGACAGAAAGACUGAACAUCGAUUGCCCAGCCACGCCACGGCCAAGACGCAUUGCUGAAAUGACCUCGGCCCUGGACGACACUGACGAGGACUCUCCCACCAUUGCAGAUGUAGUGGACUCUCCCACAUGUGUGGAUGACGAAAAGCUGGCUCAAAAUGACCAGGCUGCCAGCCUCUUCUCCAUCUUAGAGGAAUCAGACACCGCGGACGCCUCGGAUAACUCCUCCACCAGCUCUACGUCAGUGGAGAUCCUCGACACAACUGAGACUCCAACACGCAUUUCAGCUGGGCGGGGACGAGUCCUUCGCGAGCUCUGUGGAAAUGUGGCCAAAGAGACGCCCUUUUCAACCUGUGGAAACCCAGGAAAGGCUGCCUUAACCAUUUCCUGCCCAGAGGAGGACAGCAGUCAGGAGCUGAGCGUGCAGCUGCUGCGUCAGCACCUUUCGCCCAUGCCCAUGAAUAUUUCCAUUGCCUCGCCACGCCAAAGCAUGUUCAAUGGCAUUUGCUGUGAAUCCGGCAGCACCAGCACACCGCAUUCCUUCCCGGUUGUGCAGGAAAGGGGUGGGGGCAGGACACGAACCCGCUUGGACAUACCUCAAGAGACGGUCAAUGUGGACAGGCUCAGGAAAAGACUCCAAAGCACCAAGGUAUCGCUCAGUCCGAGCCAAAACAGUGUCGAAGAAGAUCAGUGCAGCACCAGCACACCGCAUUUCUCCCCGGUCGACCAGAGAGGUGGCAGGGGUAGGCCACGAACCCACUUUGACAUACCUCAGGAUUCGGUCAAUGUGAACAGGCUCAGGAAAAGACUCGAAAGCACCAACGACUCGCUCAGUCCGAGCCAAGACAGUAUCGAAGAAGAUCAGUGCAUUGCUAGUUGCAGCACCAAAGGGCGCCCGAGUCGCAAGUGUCGUCCCACCUCGUUGAAGGAGCCAAAAUUAAAUACAAAAAUGCGCAACGAGUCCCUGUCUAAGUCGAAGUCAUAGAUUUAUUCUUUCUUCUUUUUAAAUGUUUGUUCGUAGGGUAUAUUUUUGUAAUAAAUUAUAUUGUUCAGAAAGUA
This is a messenger RNA of Drosophila obscura, 1628 nucleotides long. It is a transcript of the gene mei-S332, whose product is annotated as shugoshin. NCBI's taxonomy places the organism in Eukaryota, Metazoa, Arthropoda, Insecta, Diptera, Drosophilidae. Gene Ontology annotation, biological process: meiotic chromosome segregation. Gene Ontology annotation, cellular component: nucleus; chromosome, centromeric region. Bases 97 to 1554 code for a protein of 485 amino acids. The transcript is spliced from 2 exons. The record is from RefSeq and is a predicted model, not a curated record.